AUGCACAGGUCAAGGCGACCCAGCACCGCGCCAGCACCCUCGCGCACCCGCGCCCUCGUCGCGUGCCUCGCCCUCGCCGUCCUCGCCCUCUCGCUCCCUCAACCCGCCUCGGCCGCCGCCGCCCUCCCGCAGGGCGUGUCCCCCGCAGGCGACUACCUGUGCCGCAUCGACGCAGACUGCCAACCCUGCCCACCACAAGAGCUCGACUCGCCCGUCUGCAAGCUGUGGGGCAACCGUCGACCUCUGAGCUGCAUCCCGCGUCUCGCCGCACCGGCGCGCCACAACCUCGCCGACGCCGACCCUCCCCAAUCCUCCUCCUCCUCGUCCUCCUCGCCCCGGCCCGACUCGGCACGGCAUCCAGCCUCAACCCCGCCAGCGCCCGCCGUCGACGCCCACGACAAGCCCCUCUCGCCCGCCGAGCAAGAGCUGCGCGACGUCAUCGACGCAGGCCGCCGCCGACAACGCCGCUCGCCGCCUCUCGACGGGCCCGGCGUCGUCCUCGUCGCGCACGACUCGCCCGAGUGGGCCCUCGCCGCCCGCCUCGCGCGACGAGCGGGCCCAGGAGGCGGCGAGGACGGCGGCGACGAGGCGCUCGAGGGCACGACUAGGGGCGUCCAGGACGUGCUCCACACGUGGGAGGCGUGCCCAAAGGUCCUCCGCCAGGAGUACAACGACUACUUCGAGUUCAUCAUGUGCAACGUCGCGUUCGCCGUCGUCGGCGGCCUCCUCCUCAUGUACCGCCAGCGCACCCUCGCCCUGCGACAGUUUGGCCGCCUCGCCGCCCGCAUCAUGCAGACCGAGAUCUCGUGA
Molecule: messenger RNA, 810 nt
Organism: Rhodotorula graminis WP1
Lineage: Eukaryota; Fungi; Basidiomycota; Microbotryomycetes; Sporidiobolales; Sporidiobolaceae
Exons: 3
Coding region: 1-810 (269 amino acids)
Source: RefSeq, a predicted model, not a curated record